UGGAAUGCGAAGAGCUCCAUCUACUGACGCAGGAGGACACAAACCACCUUCCUCUUUACAGAACCGCUCUCCACUCCAGACGUAGGCUUGGACAAAUGUCUUGGCCAAUCUCAGAAGAUGCUUGCUGUUCAAAAUAUGAAACCCCUGCGAGUGCAGGUCCAUUACGCUGAACAGAGAGGCCAUAAAAGCAUCAGUAGCUCUGACAUAAAGCUGAUGGAUUAUGUAAUAAUGCUUCCUGUAGAAGGUGGAUCUUCAUUCAUCAGCUACAUCUGCAACUGGCUUCUGGAGAAUGAAAGCCUGAGUGCUCCAGUCGCAUCGCAGACCUUAAUUAGCAUCAUAGAGAGGCUGAGCCAGAUGGAUCUGGGAUGCAGAGACUCUUUCAAGACAAAUCCUCCCAAAGGGUCUUUCCUUUUCUGGAACUAACAGCAGAACAGUGUGAAGAGGCUUCAUGACUACCACAGCCAAUCCAGGACUACCCUUCUGCAGGAAGAACAUCCAGGGUCUGCCAGCUGACCACUGUGCAGUCUUUGACAAGCUUGUCUACACUUACCGCAUCUUCAGGGAACACCAAGGACAUUUUAGGAUACAGACUUCUGAAGGUGUUCCACAGAAGGUAUUCAGAACGUUAAAAGACCUCAUCUACACUUUUGAAAAGCCAGAUCAAGGACUAGUAAUAAACCUCCGCUACCCAGUAAAGAAGCCACAAGACUCACAAAGAAGAUGGAGGCUCAAGUCAGGAAAUGACACCAUUUAUGAUGAAAUUGAUGACAGUGAGUACGUCUCUGUCCUACCCUGAAGGAUCUGUAACCUGGCACAACAGAUGAGCUGCGAAGAGCUGCCAGCUGGGCAUUCUCUGCUGUGGAUCUGUACCUCUGCCAUCAGCCUCUCCCUGUAGCAGACUGCUUAAAAUGCUCUAAGCUCUGCUAAAUCUCUAAACUCUUAUUUUGUGCACGGUCCUUGUCACCUUGUUGGAUAAGCAGAUCAUAUUUCAGCUAUGUCAUGGAAUACUAGUGUUACCCUGUGGUAUGGAAGAACCCAAACCAAAAAGGUUGUGUUAAAUCCAUGCCAUAAUUGAUCAACAACAUGAUUACAGUUCAGAAUAAUUUAAAUCCUGACAAAUAGCUCUGGUAGAUUGCAAGAGGAGUGCAAGCUCUACAUGCACAUCUGUAUGAAAACACAUCCAUACAAGAAUCCAUCUCACAUUUAAUUUGCUGCUGCCAUUAGCUCUGUAUUAUAAUGUGUAUGAGGCUUGAGUGUUUUCUUUUUUCAGUGCAAGAAUAUAUUUCAAUCUUACUUCUAACUUCAAAUAUUUAACAUACAGCUUUGUUGUGAAGGUGGUCUGCAACUAGCAGCCAAAGCCAAAACUGGAACAGAUGUUACGGUUCUCCUAGUUGCUAUUACCAACUCCAACCCUGUUUGUGAUCUUCAGGAAGACAGUUGUGAGUUUAAGAUGUUUCUCAAAUCAGUUAUAUAUUUUAGUGGGUGAUACUAGCUAUCCUCCUAUCACAUUUCUUUCAACCACUAUUUGUUAAAGGACUUGUAUACUUUGGACUUCACUAUGAAUUUAACAAUGCUAAUAAUUUUUGGUGCCAGGCUCAACUGAUACUUCUAGCAAGGAGGAGACAAAAAGUAAUGUUAUUUAUUAACUCUGGUAUUGCCAUCAAUGCUAACAUACAUCACGGAGUCACAGACUGCAUUAGAUUGCAGGGACCCUCAAAGGUCAUCUUGUCCAGCCUCCCUGCAGUGAACAGGGACAUCUCCAACUCGAUGUGCCCAAAUAUCAUGAAUUAAAAAUAAAAAGUAAUUGUCCCUGUAAAAUAGUGUAAGUGGAGAAGCAACCGGGAGAGAGGAGGGAGCCAAGGCAGAAGGGGCACCUAGCUGCGGGGCACCUAGCUGCAAGGUUGCUGUGGGCAAGAAGGGCAGCAGCAAGGUGAACUCAGGGAG
Pogoniulus pusillus (Red-fronted tinkerbird) is the source of this 1944-nucleotide messenger RNA. RefSeq names its product SH2 domain containing 1B (gene SH2D1B). Gene Ontology annotation, biological process: positive regulation of B cell differentiation; regulation of immune response; negative regulation of signal transduction. The coding region runs from base 449 to 796 and encodes 115 amino acids. NCBI's taxonomy places the organism in Eukaryota, Metazoa, Chordata, Aves, Piciformes, Lybiidae. The transcript is spliced from 5 exons. Gene Ontology annotation, cellular component: cytosol. The record is from RefSeq and is a predicted model, not a curated record.